Messenger RNA from Mangifera indica (mango), 1578 nucleotides. Its product is annotated as zinc finger CCCH domain-containing protein 23-like. Gene Ontology annotation, molecular function: metal ion binding. The record is from RefSeq and is a predicted model, not a curated record. The transcript has a single exon. Lineage: Eukaryota; Viridiplantae; Streptophyta; Magnoliopsida; Sapindales; Anacardiaceae. The coding region runs from base 29 to 1156 and encodes 375 amino acids.
UGAGUCUUCCCUUUGUUGAAGUCCAAAGAUGAUGAUCGGCGAAGUCCCCACUAGACCAAAUCCCACCAUCCAAGUUCCCCCUUGGGACCCAUACGACGAUACGGCGGCUAUCCUGUCCCCUUCAUACCACGGCCUCAACCUUUCCGGCAACUUCAACGGCAUUGCAAAUGGUCUCGAUUCUCCGGUGGGUUUCCACCUUUACCUGCCGUCAAACGAGUUCAUUUCUCCGAACGAGUCAGACUCAUUGAGUGACGACUCGGACUUGCCAGUGGAUGCAUAUUCGUGCGAUUUCUUUCGCAUGUACGAAUUCAAAGUGCGGAGGUGUGCACGUGGCAGGUCACAUGACUGGACCGAGUGCCCGUACGCCCAUCCGGGGGAGAAGGCCAAAAGACGUGACCCGAGAAAGUACAACUAUUCGGGAACGGCCUGCCCCGAUUAUCGCAAAGGUGGGUGCAAAAAGGGCGACUCGUGCGAGUUUGCUCAUGGUGUCUUCGAGUGUUGGCUUCACCCUGCCAGAUAUCGGACUCAGCCAUGCAAGGAUGGAUUGGAUUGCACCCGCAGGGUUUGUUUCUUCGCUCAUACACUCGAACAGCUUCGUGUUUUCCCACAGCAAAGCCCUAAGGGGAAUGGAAAUGUGUCGAGUGAUUUUGAUCAUGGGUCUCCUGUUCGCCGCCGUUUUGAUUUUGACUCGUAUGGUACUAGCGGCUCAUUUGUUUCUUCGCCGACUUCUAUAUUGACCUCGCCUCCUGGUUCUCCUCCUUCUGACUCACCGCCAACCUCGCCGAGUUGUAAUGGAUCGUUUAACUCUGUGAGUGAACUCGUGGCUUCCAUGCGUGCGUUGCAGUUUGGAAAGGCAAAAAUGGGAAAGGCUCCUGUUUGGGGUGUUGGGUACUUGUCUCCCCGUGGUUCGACGCUUAAACCCGGGUUUUACAGCCUUCCUUCAACUCCGACCCAGACCCGAGUCCGUUCCUUAAACAGUCAAUACGAUCUUUGGGAAAGCCCCUGCCAAGAAGAGCCAUCAAUGGAAAGGGUCGAGUCUGGAAGGGACUUGAGGGCAAAGAUCUACGCUAAACUAAGUAAAGAAAAUUCUCUUGACCGAGUUGAUUCCACCUCGUCGGAUCCUGACGUUGGGUGGAUAUCUGAACUGGUGAAGUGAAUUAUAGAUUCACUUCCGUUUUGAUAAUUUUUUUGUCGGCUAAUCGGCGGCCUUUGAUUCUUCAUCUAACAUUGUGAAUAUGCAGUUGGAAUCUGGAUGUGUAGAUAUCCUGACAGCAAGAAGAGAGGAUAUGUUAUUUCUCCGUUUUGUUGUGCUUUUGUUUCUGUAUAAAGAAGGAUUCAUCAGGCUGCCGUAGAAGGGGUGGCGGUUUGUCAUAAUAUUUCGUCUUCGAAAAUAUUGUCGCAUGUUUAUCCUUAAUUAAUGUAAAUAUAAUUUCCAUUUGUGCAAUUCCUGAAGGAAAAUCUGUGUUUAUCUUCAUAAUAUUCUUUGAAGAAAUUAAUCCAUGGCAUAAUGCUUGUGAUGAUGUAUUGAUUAGGGCUGGACCCAGUUUGAUUUUAUGCAAAUUUGUUUAGUUCAGUUUU